ACCGCCAAUUCAAUAUGAUCAUGGCUGAUCAUCCAACUCAGUAUCCCGUACCUGCCUUCUCUCCAUACCCCCUGAUCCCCUUAGCCACAAGGGCCACAUCUAACUCCCUCUUAAAUAUAGCCAAUGAACUGGCCUCAACUACCCUCUGUGGCAGAAAGUUCCAGAGAUUUCCCACUCUCUGUGUGAAAAAAGUUCUUCUCAUCUCGGUUUUAAAGGAUUUCCCCCUUAUCCUUAAGCUGUGACCCCUUGUCCUGGACUUCCCCAACAUCGGGAACAAUCUUCCUGCAUCUAGCCUGUCCAACCCCUUAAGAAUUUUGUAAGUUUCUAUAAGAUCCCCUCUCAAUCUUCUAAAUUCUAGAGAGUAUAAACCAAGUCUAUCCAGUCUUUCUUCAUAAGACAGUCCUGACAUCCCAGGAAUCAGUCUGGUGAACCGUCUCUGCACUCCCUCUAUGGCUUUGCCAUAGAGGGAGUGCAGAGAAGGUUCACCAGACUGAUUCCUGGGAUGUCAGUACUGUCUUAUGAAGAAAGACUGGAUAGACUUGGAUAGCCAUAUUUUCUCCGAGAGCUUUGGUUUAUCCCACGCUCCAAAGGCGUGCGUACACGUUUGUAGGUUAAUCGGCUCGGUAUAAACGUAAAUUGCCCUCAGUACGUGUAGGACAGUGUUCGUGUGCGGGGAUCACUGGUCUCUAAACUAAGCUAGAGUCACAGAGGGAUACAGUGUGGAAACACGCCCUUCGGCUCAACUUGCACACACCGGCCAACUUUUCUCAGCCACACCAGUCCCACCUGCCCGCGUUUGGUCCACAUCCCUCCAAACUUGUGCAGGAAAGAACUGCAGCCGCCGGUUUUAAACCGAAGAAAGACACAAAAUGCUGGAGUAACUCAGCGGGACGGGCAGCAUCUCUGGAGGGAAGGAACGGGUGACGUUUUGGGUCGAGACCCUUCUUCAGACUCCCUCCAAACUUGUCCUAUCUAUGUAUCAGUCUAACUUUCUUAAAUGGUAGGUACACAAAAAUGCUGGAGAAACUCAGCGGGCGCAGCAGCAUCUAUGGAGCGAAGGAAAUAGGCGACGUUUCGGGCCGAAAACCCUUCUUCAGACUGAUGGGGGGGUGGGGGGGAGAAGGAAGGAAAAAGGGAGGAGGAAGAGCCCGAGGGCGGGGGGGAUGGGAGGAGACAGCUCGAGGGUUAACAGCUUUCUUAAAUGUUGGGAUGGUGCCUCAACUACCUCCUCUGGAAGCUUGUUCCAUACACCCACCACCCUUUAACCUAAACUGUAUACGAGAAGAGAGGGUAAAAUCACAAGAUGGCUGGACAGACUUGUGGCUGUUUAUCACGGACGUUCAGCGACUGAUUAAAUUCUCUCCUUGUUUAGUUUCGUAAAUCGCAUUGACAGAUCAGCGUUCAUAUGUUCAAACUUGGUAUGUUGUUUCCGUCCGCACAUGAUCCCUUGAUAUACUUUUGGUAAUUUGGUUGUCACGCUGCUGAAUAAAGCUUCUUAGAAUCAGGUCAGCGUUGUAUCCUGGUGUCAGUCACAUCUUGUUCUGUAAACAUACUUGUGACAUUGUUCUCCUAUAGUUGAGUGUCUAAAAUGCACGGCAAAACCGUCCAGCAGAAUCGUGAGACAUUUCAAAAUGGAUGAAUCCUCGAUCACUUUUGGAGUUCAAAAAUCCCCAUAGAUAUAACUUAAAUAACCUGUUAUCCGGACUAUUUGAGUUUGUAGGUUAAUUUGGCCCUUAAUCUUUUAAGACAAUAGACAAUAGGUGCAGGAGUAGGCCAUUCGGCCCUUCAGGCCAGCACACCCGUCAUUCAACGUGAUCAUGGCUGAUCAUCCGCAAUCAGUACCCCGUUCCUGCCUUCUCCCCAUAUCCUCUGAAGACGGUGUUACAGUGUUAUUUCGAGAAGCUAAUCACAGUUGUUCUGUAUACACUGUUAGGCCGGUUCAGUGCACAGCGGUGGAGUCAAGUCAAGUCAAGUGAGUUUAAUGUCAUGUAUCCCAGAUAGGACAAUGACAUUCUUGCUUUGCUUCAGCACAACACAAUAUAGUAGGCAUGAAUACAGAACAGAUCAGUGUGUCCAUAUACCAUUGUAUAAAUAUAUACACACAUCAAUAAAUAAGCAGAUAAAGUGCAAAUAAACAGAUAAUGGUCUAUUAAUGUUCAGAGAUUUGUUUCAGUUGAGUUCAAUAGCCUGAUGGCUGUGGGGAAGUAGCUAUUUCUGAACCUGGAUGUUGCAGUCUUCAGGCUCCUGUACCUUCUACCUGAAGGUAGCAGGGAGAUGAGCGUGUGGCCAGGAUGGUGUGGGUCCUUGAUGAUGCUGGCAGCCUUUUUGAGGCAGUGACUGCGAUCGAUCCCCUCGAUGGUAGGGAGGUCAGAGCCGAUGAUGGACUAGGCAGUGUUUACUACUUUUUGUAGUAAGUCUGCUGCCUUACAGCGCCAAGGACCAUGGUUCGAUCCUGACUACUGGUGCUUGAGCUGUGUGGAGUUGGUAUGUUCUCCCCAUGACUGCGUGGGAUUUCUCCCGGUGCUCCGGUUUCCUCCCACGCUCCAAAGACGCACAGAUCUUAUAGGUUAAUUGGCUUUGGUAAAUUUGUAAAUUGUUCCCUGGUGUGUGUAGAUAGUGCUAGUGAGCGGGGUGAUCGCUGGUCGGCGCGGACUCGGAGGGUCGAAGGGACUGUUUCCGCGUUCUAAAUCUCAACAACAAUGAUGUGUGGAGGGGUCUUGGGGCCAUGGCUCCCUGAAAGUGUGAACACAAGUGCACAGAGUGGUAAAGAAAGCAUUUGCUAUGCAUGCCUUCAUAGAUGGGGGCUUUGUGUUAAAGAGUUAGGAAGUCAUGAUGCAAUUCUUGACCACACUUCUUCCACCCUUGUUCCUGUAAAGACUCUAUCCCCUACUCCCAAUUCCUCUGUCUACACCGCAUCUGCACCCACGGUGAGGUGUUCCAGACAUUGGAGAUGUCAUCAUUCUUUAGGGAACGGGGGUUCCCCUCUUCCAUUAUAGAUGAGGCUCUCACCAGGAUCUCCUCGACACCCCGCAGCUCUGCUCUUACCCAUCCUCCCGCUAUUCGUAACAAGUACAGACUUUAGAGAUAUAGCGCGGAAACAGGCCCCUCCAGCUCAUUCUAGUCCGCGCCGACCAGCAAACCCUGUACACUAGCACUAUCUUACAGACUACGGACAAUUUACAAUUUAUACCAAAGCCAAUUGACCUACAAACCUGUACGUCUUUGGAGCGUGGGACGAAACCAGAGCACCCGGGGAAAACCCGCUCAGUCACAGAGAUGUCUGCACCUCACGCUGCCUCGGCAAGGCCACCAGCAUAAUCAAGGAGUUGAUCCACCUCAGUCACUCCUCCCCACACUCCCAUCAGGCAAGAGGUACAGAAGUGUGAAAACGCACACACCUCCAGAUUCAUUUGACAGCUUCUUCCCAGCUGUUAUCAAGCAACUGAACCAUCCUAUCACCAACUAGAGGGCAGUCCUGACCAGAACAUCAACCUCAUUGGAGACCCUUGGACUAUCUUCAAUUGGACCAUACCGGAAUUUAAACCUGCCCCAGAACGUUCUUCCCUUCAUCCUGUAUCUGUACACUGUGGACGGCCUGAUUGUAAUCAUGUAUUGUCUUUAUCCAUGACUGGAUAGCAUGCAACAAAAAAGCUUUUGACUGUAAAUGUUAAUAUUAAACUAAACUAAACUAAACCACAAUGUAUUUCACCAAUCAGAGUCUACCAGGUCUCACUCUCAGAUAUUAAAAUUCAUUUGCCAUUUUGCAAAGUGAUUAAUGUAUUUUGUUACAGAUGCCUUCGAUAUUACCUGCACCACACCCUUCCUUAGUUGAGCUAAUUUCACAAUCAUACUUCUAAUUCCUGGGACCAGGUUAUUUAACCGAACAAGCAAGAGCUAGAUAGGGCUCUUAAAGAUAGCAGAGUCAGGGGAUAUGGGGAGAAGGCAGGAACGGGGUACUGAUUGGGGAUGAUCAGCCGUGGUCACAUUGAAUGGCGAUGGUUCCUGCUAGGAGUAGGAGUAGGAGAUGCUGACCCCCCGUUCCUGCCUUCCCAUGUCCCUUGAUUCCGUUAGCCCUAAGAGCUGAAUCUAACUCUCUUGAAAACAUCCCGUGAAUUGGCCUCCACUGCCUUCUGUGGCAGAGAAUUCCACUGCAUAACUGCACAUACACCUGCUCUUCUUCUUGCGAAUGAAACAUAAGCCAAAGGAAUAGUUAGAUCUCAAGCCGGGUGUUGAGCAGCCAGGUUGUUGUCUCUGUUGGCGUCAAUAUCUGCCAGGGCCCUGACACAGCUCCAUUUGGUGGGUGGUAGAGCGGGCACCCAGAGAUGACAUUGUUGGCUGCCUGUUGCUCUGCUCCGCAUUCACAGGCUUGGCGGAAGGAGCCCCCAUCUCCACACGCUGGCAUUGAAACGCCCAACACCAAAUCUGUUGAGCUUCACCCAUGCUCCUCUGGGGAGCUCAGACCCAGGACAGCUUUUAUCCGCUAAUACACCUUCUUUCAUUCUGGCCAUUCUGGCUCCUGGACAUGUUGCUUUGAUCUGGUAUUUUGUUGGUUCACAUGCUUGAUCAAUGGUGUUUUAUCAUUGUCACCUAUUUCCUUCGCUCCAUAGAUGCUGCUGCACCCGCUGAGUUUCUCCAGCAUUUUUGUCUACCUUUGGUGUUUUAUCAUGAAUGUUUUAUUAUUGUGAAUGUUUAAUGUUUUCUGAGUCAUGUCACCUCUGGGCGGAGCACCAAGGCAAAUUCCUUGUAUGUGAAUACUUGGCCAAUAAACAUACUUACUUAUUGGCAUCCCUAUGACUUUCCUAAAAUACAAUUGGAGUUGGGGCAAGAUUAGAAAUGCCAGGCAUUUGUGGCUCCCAGACAUGUUACUGAUCAACUAGUUUUUCCUGUACAACAGGUUCUGGGCUAUAAUUUAUCUCUGUGGCUUUCUAAGCUGCUGUAACAGCAUUCAGUCUUGCUCGGUGUGGACUACGUGUGAUUUUCAGACUGCACGAUUUUCUACAUUUGAUCUGCAAAGAUGGGGGUGCGUCUCAGCUUGUCCUGAAGACAGCUCCAUCCUUGACUGCGAGGAAUCGUAGCGAAUUGCGGACGUAGACCAGACCAUCACGCAAACCACCCUCUCUUCCGUUGACUCCAUUUGUACCGUCUGCACGGUGGCGCAGAGGUAGAGUCGCUGCCUCACAGCGCCGGAGACCCGGGUUCGAUCCCGACUGCAGGCCCCGUCUGUGCGGAGUUUGUGCGUUCUCCGCGUGGGGUUCCUCCGAGAUCUUCGGUUUCCUCCCACGCUCCGAAGACGUGCAGAUCUGGCCCAACGCUCCUGUACCAGGGAUGAGAUACCUGGUCGACACGAUGAAACGCAGAUAGAUAGGCAAAGGCUCCACCGCCUCCGUCGACCAGCCCUCUGUUUAGUCGGGGGGAGAGAGCCCGAGCGGCAAAGAUGGUGAGCCGGUUGCUCAGCCGCCACUCGCUGGCGCGCUUUUGCCAGAAGCUGACCAGGGUGAAGACCUUGGAGGAGAACUUGAUGGAGACGGCCCUGAACCGCUGCCUGUCCACCUUCGACCUGACCAUGCUGGGCAUCGGUGGCAUGGUGGGCUCCGGCCUGUACGUCCUCACCGGCACGGUGGCCAAGAACGUGUCCGGCCCCGCCGUCAUCGUCUCCUUCCUCUUCGCCGGCUUCGCCUCGCUGCUGGCCGCCUUCUGCUAUGCCGAGUUCGGCUCGCGCGUGCCGAAGACCGGCUCGGCCUACAUGUUCACCUACGUCUCCGUGGGCGAGUUUUGGGCCUUCCUCAUCGGCUGGAACAUCAUCCUGGAGUACAUGAUCGGGGGGGCGGCGGUGGCCCGUGCCUGGAGCGGGUACCUGGACGCCAUCUUCAGCCACCGCAUCCGCAACUUCACCGAGACCCACGUGGCCUCGUGGGACGUGCCCUUCCUGGCGCCCAACCCCGACUUCCUGGCCGCGGGGAUACUGCUGCUGGCCACCGCCUUCAUCACCUGCGGUGCCAGGGUGUCCUCCUGGCUGAACCACCUGUUUGCCGCCGUUAGUCUGGGCAUCAUCCUCUUCAUCCUGGUCUUCGGCUUCAUCCUGGCCGAUCCCGCCAACUACGGGGCCGCGCAGGGCGGUUUCGCCCCCUUCGGCCUCUCGGGCAUCAUGGCGGGCACCGCCACAUGCUUCUUCGCCUUCGUGGGCUUCGACGUGAUCGCUGCCUCCAGCGAGGAGGCCCGUGACCCCCAGAGGUCGAUCCCCAUAGCGACCGGCAUCUCCCUGGGCCUAGUCACCGUGGUCUACACCUUGGUGUCGGCUGUCCUCACCCUCAUGGUGCCUUGGCACACCCUCGACCCCGACUCGGCCCUGGCCGAUGCCUUCUACCGACGGGGGUAUUCCUGGGCUGGAUUCAUCGUGGCCGUGGGGUCCAUCUGCGCGAUGAACACGGUCCUCCUGAGCAACCUCUUCUCCCUGCCGCGGGUGGCCUACGCCAUGGCCGAGGACGGGCUGCUCUUCAGGGUGUUCUCUCGGCUCAACCCGGUCACCAAGGUCCCGGUGAUUGGCAUCGUGGUGUUUGGCGUUCUGAUGGCCGUCCUGGCCCUGGUGUUCGACCUGGAGUCCCUGGUGCAGUUCCUCUCCAUCGGCACGCUGCUGGCCUACACCUUCGUGGCGGCCAGCAUCAUCGUGCUCCGCUACCGGGGCAGCAGGGGCGAGGCGGAGGCUCCGGCGUCGCCCGCGGCAACCGCCGGCAGCCCGCAACCGCCGGACGGAGGAGGAGGAGGGCUGAAGGAAUACGAGUCGUUCUCCGACAAACUCCAGCUGGUGGAGAGGGAGCGGUCGACCAAGGAGAAGAGGGGGCCUGGCCAACUCAGGUCGGCCUUCGAGCCUUACUUGCCCUUCCUUGCCGACUUUGCCCCGGGCGAACUAGUGACGGUGGCGGUGGUCGCCAUGGUGACCUGCUCCGUCUGCCUGAGCUGCGUCCUGAUCUUCGGCGCAAGUUAUCUUCAGCUACCCCACUGGGCCUUCAUUUUGUUCGCCACGCUCUUCGCCGCUGGCUUUCUCCUCAGCCUGCUCCUCAUCUGGAUUCACGAACAACAGGAGAAGCUCAGCACUUUCCAGGUUCCGCUGGUGCCUUUGAUUCCCGCUCUGAGUAUCUUAGUGAACGUGUUCCUGAUGUUGAAGCUAAGUUUGAUGACCUGGUUGAGAUUUUUCAUUUGGCUAGCAAUAGGUUUCCUCAUCUACUUUGGCUACGGGAUAUGGCACAGCAAGGAAAACCUACGGGAGCCCAAGCCCAGGGACGUCUCCGCCCGCUACGUGGUGCUGCCGAGCGGCGGCCUGGUGGAGACGGUGCAGACGGUACAGCCGGAGUCUCGAGGGGCGGCCGGCAUAGUGGAGGCGACGGGAGAGGAGGCGGGGAGAUAGUGACGAGGGCGGACCCAAUGAGAUGCC
Molecule: messenger RNA, 7429 nt
Organism: Leucoraja erinaceus (little skate)
Lineage: Eukaryota; Metazoa; Chordata; Chondrichthyes; Rajiformes; Rajidae
Gene: slc7a4
Product: solute carrier family 7 member 4
Exons: 5
Coding region: 5435-7402 (655 amino acids)
Biological process (GO): transmembrane transport; amino acid transport
Cellular component (GO): plasma membrane
Molecular function (GO): amino acid transmembrane transporter activity
Source: RefSeq, a predicted model, not a curated record